This is a messenger RNA of Helianthus annuus (common sunflower), 903 nucleotides long. RefSeq lists its product as uncharacterized. The transcript has a single exon. The record is from RefSeq and is a predicted model, not a curated record. The coding region runs from base 1 to 903 and encodes 300 amino acids. Lineage: Eukaryota; Viridiplantae; Streptophyta; Magnoliopsida; Asterales; Asteraceae.
AUGGCAACAAUUCGCUGCAACGGUAAUUGGGUUCAAUUCGAUUCUCAUGACAAUCAAUGUUUUGAAGACAACGAAGAAGAAACAUUAUCUCUUUGCGAUCUUCCCACCAACGACAUUCAAAUCCAAACAACCUCAAACAUAGAAGACACCGAACCAGAAGACUUCCAGUUCGGUUCCUCUCACGGCGAUACCACUUGUCUCUCACCGGAAAACAUGUGCAACGCCGAUGAUGUGUUUUUCCAAGGUCAGAUUCUACCGUUACGCCACUCGGUCUGCUCCGAAACAGCCGGGUUGACCCGGUCAGCAUCUAUGAGUGUUGUCGGCAGUAGAAGUAUAACCACCGGAAAAGACCCGAGAACAAUUCGGUCAAACGAGUACGGGUACAAACCCAAGAUCCGAAACCAGUUCCAUUCACACCCGAGCCCAUCACCACAGAUCCGAACCCAAAGUUUCCGUACACUUUCACAUUCAAACCCGAAAACAUCAUCCUCGUUAUGGAGUUUUUUACAAGUGGGUUUAGUAAAGCCACAAGAAAUCGGGUUAUCAGAUUUAAAAAACCGGAGCAAGAGAUUCGGGAGCCACAACAGCAACAGCAGCAGCAAUAGCGGUAGUAUGAAUAGUAUGAAUGGUACAAAUGAUCAAACACAAAGUCAAAACAAACACCAAAAUAAAAUAAAGCAUCCGCCGAAAAACAACAAGAAGAAACAGAGGUUGUUUUUCGGCGGAUGUAAAUGUACUGCAGUUACAACCGUUGGUACGAUGAAAGAUACUGUUGGAAAGAAGAAGACAACAACUGAAGAUAGAAAUAGUACGAUGAUCGGUGAAGGGAGACAGACGGCGUCACGUCACCGAACGUUUGAGUGGUUAAAGCAGCUUUCGAUAGCUGCACCAAGUGAAGCUUAA